Andrographis paniculata is the source of this 2207-nucleotide messenger RNA. Its product is annotated as ammonium transporter 2 member 5-like. Bases 559 to 1995 code for a protein of 478 amino acids. The record is from RefSeq and is a predicted model, not a curated record. Gene Ontology annotation, biological process: ammonium transmembrane transport. Gene Ontology annotation, molecular function: ammonium channel activity. Gene Ontology annotation, cellular component: plasma membrane. Lineage: Eukaryota; Viridiplantae; Streptophyta; Magnoliopsida; Lamiales; Acanthaceae. The transcript has 3 exons.
AAUUUUCUAUGAUAUGAAUAAAUAAAAAUUUAAAUAUAUAUGUGUUUAAUAUAAUAUAAAUUCAUAAUCAAAUUAUACAAUAUAAAUUUUAUCAAUUAAAUUUAAUACAUAUUUAUAUUAUUUUAUUCAUUAUCCAUCAAAUCAAAACUCCCAAAAUCUCAACCAAACAAACUCAAAUAUAAAAUAAACAACAAAAUUUAAACUCAUCCCAAAAUUCAAAUAAAAACUAAACUCAAACCCAAAUUCUCCGUACCCCUAUAAACAAACACACCCUUAAUUAUCACGGAAUCUUGAUCUUUAUUUUAAUAAUUGAUUAAUUAAUAUUUUAUAUCAUAAUCAACACCAACAACAACAUGACACAAAAACACUCUGGCAUUAGAUUCAUCGUACCCUAAAAACAAAUCCAUAAUUAAAUAUCUUACGAUCAUUGGAAUAUCCAAAUCCAAACAAUACUAACAAGACAGCCAAUUACCUCACCUCUAAUUUCUAUAUCCCCAACAAUUCCACCAUAUCAUUUUAUAUAACCUUCUAUUUCCAAAAAGAUUCCGGAAUAUUCGGAUGACAGAUUCCACCUACUCGUGGCUCCCGGAGAAUCUCCGGCCGGACGACGCGAAUCCCGAAUGGAUGAACAAAGGCGACAACGCGUGGCAGCUGACGGCCGCCACAAUGGUCGGGCUCCAAAGCAUCCCGGGCCUCGUCGUGUUAUACGGUAGCAUAGUGAAAAAAAAAUGGGCCGUAAACUCGGCAUUUAUGGCCCUUUACGCAUUUGCCGCCGUGCUCGUUUGCUGGGUGGGUUGGGGCUAUCAAAUGUCAUUUGGGCGCGCGCUCGUCCCGUUUCUCGGGCGGGUCGACGACGCGCUCGACCAGCAUGUUUUGCUAAAACAAACAUUUGGGGUUUAUAAGUUCCCCAAUGCCACCAUGGUCUAUUUUCAGUUCGUGUUCGCGGCGAUCACUUUGAUACUGAUCGCCGGCGCGCUGUUAGGAAGGAUGAACUUUAAGGCGUGGAUGAUCUUCGUCCCUUUAUGGCUUACGUUUUCUUACACCGUCUCCGCGUUUAGCAUUUGGUGCCCCGACGGGUGGCUCGCUAAAAAGGGCCUUAUUGAUUACUCCGGCGGCUAUGUUAUCCACUUGUCGUCCGGCGUCGCGGGUUUUACCGCCGCUUAUUGGGUGGGGCCCAGGGCGGCAAAGGACCGGGAAAGGUUCCCGCCAAACAACAUCCUCCUGAUGCUGGCCGGCGCCGGUCUGCUGUGGAUGGGCUGGACCGGGUUCAACGGCGGCGACCCGUACACGGCGAGCGUGGACGCCUCCCUGGCCGUCCUGAACACCCACGUCUGCGCCGCCACCAGCCUGCUGACGUGGCUGCUCCUGGACAUCCUCUUCUUCCAGAAGCCCUCGGUGAUCGGCGCCACCCAGGGCAUGAUCACCGGCCUCGUCUGCAUCACCCCCGCCGCCGGCGUCGUCCAGACCUGGGCCGCGGUCGUCAUGGGCCUCCUCUCCGGCAGCCUCCCCUGGUUCACCAUGAUGAUCCUCCACAAGAAGGUCGCCCUCCUCAAGCUCGUCGACGACACCAUGGCCGUCUUCCACACCCACGCCAUCGCCGGCGCUCUCGGCGGCCUGCUCGCCGGAUUCUUCGCCAACCCCAAACUCGGCCGCCUCUUCUACGGCGUACCCAACUGGGACCGCUACAUCGGCGUCGCGUACGGACUCCACGACCGCCGGCCGGAGGCGGGGCUCCGGCAGAUGGGCGUGCAGGUCGUCGGCGUUCUCUUCGUCGUCGCCGUCAACGUCGUCGUCACCACCGCCGUUUGUCUGCUGAUCAGAAUUUUUGUGCCGCUGCGGAUGUCGGAGGCGGAGCUCGACGGCGGCGACGACGCCGUCCACGGCGAGGAGGCGUACGCCCUCUGGGGCGACGGCGAGAAGUACGAGAGAUCGGCGUACGGCGCCGCCGGUCAGGAUUUCGGUUCCCGCCAAAAUAAUUACAACCCCGGUGCUUGACCGUUGACCGUUUGACUGCUGACCGUCCGAGUUGGUGCUUCCUCGGCAAUUGUAUUUUGGGAAUGUGAAAUUUUUUUAAUAUAAAUAUCGACUUUAUUGUAUGCAAAAAGACAAUUUAGCACAGUUGUAAUAAUUUAUGGCCACAAAAAAACAGAAUUGUGGAUCCAAUUUAAUUAUGGUUUUUAUUUUAAUAAAUUUUUUGUAGUUGUAUU